AUUCCCACCCUCUGUAUCCAACGUCCACCAAGAACAGAGACGCCAAAUAGCUAUGGCAGUUCCGACAGCGGAGAAAGUGUAAGUUUGGGUGAGAGAGAGAGAAGGGGAUUGAAGAGAAGACGGAGACCAACGUCUGGAAUUCUCCCACCAACAAGAUCCCUCUGCUUCUUCCUCUGUCACUCCACAAUCUCCAUUGUAGAUCUCAGAAAUCCCCUUUUGAGGGUUUGAUUUAAUGGCCUACAGAGGGCGUGGUCGGGGGCGCUCACGGCAGGCUAAGCAAGUCUCAUUUGAACUUUUCCCUGAAGUUGAGAACUUGGGUAAUGCAGCUAGUGUCACUGAAAGGAUAACUUUGGCAAUUUGGCAGGCAAAUUUACAGAAGUAUUGGAACUCCUCUCCUUAUUAUUUGGCAGAGGAAAGUGAUGUUUUGAAGAAAACGAAAGGAAUGGAUAUAGAAAGGUUUUCGGAUAGAAGCUCAGAGAGGGCCAAGUCAAAGCCACCAUUGACGCACUUCAUUAGGAUGGAUUCUGCCCAUGUUCCUGCAGAAUUAGCUAAAGGUGGAAGGGAGGAGAGACAUGCUGCAAAAAGAGUGCGUUGGAGCCCAGAGUUAGACAUGAAAAAAUUGGAUCUUUUGGAAAAGCUUGAUCAAAAGUCUAAGGGCGAUGAUGAAAAGAAAAAAGAUGGUGAAGAUGAGGACGAAGAACAAGAGGAGAAGAUUGAAGAGGAGGAAGAAUUUAGUGAUGACGGAGAUUACAAUCAGAAUCUUUAUGAUUACGAUGAUGAUGAAGACGACUACAACAUGAAUGAAGAUAAUAAUGAUGAUGCCAUGUAUUGAAGUUGCUUGGUGGAGUGGUUUUUGCUUGCCUUUGGAAUUUUUUUUGCAGAGAUGGAAUUCUUUAAUUACUGUUAUUGGACUUCUAGAAAGCUCAUAGGCCUUGUAAAUUAGCAAACAGCUAUUUAAUUUUGGACAAUCAAGAAAAAACAUUUUCUUCUUGUGUCUUAGAGAGGCUCCCUUUGGACAGAUCAACAAGUAUGCGAUCUAUGUAUAUGUUUAGACUGAAAAAGAACAGACCUUCUGUUUCAAGAAACUACAUCCAUGGGCAUGGUAUGCCUGGAUGGCCUUUUUUAUCAUCUUCUUCCCUGUUCAUUAAUGCAAGAACUCCAUUCGUUUUUUUUU
Molecule: messenger RNA, 1174 nt
Organism: Solanum dulcamara
Lineage: Eukaryota; Viridiplantae; Streptophyta; Magnoliopsida; Solanales; Solanaceae
Exons: 10
Coding region: 233-832 (199 amino acids)
Biological process (GO): transcription by RNA polymerase III
Cellular component (GO): RNA polymerase III complex
Source: RefSeq, a predicted model, not a curated record